GAACAGCCGGUCAGUGUUUCUUUGAUCAACCGCGGCUUCACGACGUGGGUUAGUGGUAUCCGAGCUCUAUAAGUAUAAGACUCACCACCUAACCGCCAUUACCAGAGUUGGAAACAAACAUGUCUCAAGGAAAGUACGACGAGAUACCCACACGGGAAAUCAUGACCAUCAUCAACGUCGAGGACUUGGACUUAAUCGACGAGGGAUGUAUCACAGAUAUCACUGACGAGACCCGAGAAGGGCUAGCCACUGGAGCAUCUCUCAAAUCUGUGAUGCUGACAACGGACAACCUCCCCACCUUGGGCUCGAAAGACUCCGGUUUUUCGUCCCGGGUGUCCGAAGUCGAUGCAGGAGAAACGGAGGAGAGUGGCCGGCGCUCACUUCUAAAGGUGCACAGAAAGGACUUGGAAAAACGGCUCACCAGGAUCUCCGAGUGCCAAAAUGACUCUGGAUGUGUUGUCUCACCAAAAUCUGUGCUUUUGGCCAUCAUCAAGGUCUUGGCUGUGGUGCUGCUCCUCUAUGUCUUCAUCUGCACCUUGGACCUGCUCAGCAAUGCAUUCAGGCUUCUUGGAGGCAAAACUGCAGGAAGUGUCUUUCAAGACAGCAAACUCCUGGCAAACCCCAUCACUGGCCUCAUGAUUGGAGUCCUGGCAACUGUCAUCCUGCAAAGUUCAUCAACCUCUAGUUCCAUUGUCAUCACAAUGGUGGCUUCUAACAUUAUUGACCUGCAUCCUGCCAUACCUAUUAUCAUGGGUGCCAACAUUGGAACAACUGUUACCAACACCUUGGUGUCUCUUGCCCAUUCAAUGGACCGCAAAGAGUUUAGAAGAGCCUUUAGUGGCGCUGUGGUGCAUGAUGUCUUCAACUGGUUGACUGUUCUAAUUCUUUUGCCCCUUGAAUACUGCACAGGCUAUUUGUAUCAUCUUACUGGUGCUGUUGUUAACAGUCUAAAUAUGGAGCACAUGAAAGCCAAAAACCAGGACCUGUUGAAGGUGUUGACUAAGCCACUGACCAGCAAGAUUGUACAGAUUGAUGAGAAUGUUAUUACUGGCAUUGCUGAAGGAAAACAAGAGUUUGCAAACCAAUCAGUUCUCAAGGUUUACUGUAAGUUGCCCAAAGUUCUGGAGUAUAUGCUGAAAAAUGAGUCUGUUUAUGACAACAGUACUGGUCAAGAAUCUUGGGCUCUGGUUAACCAGACAGUAUACAGGACUCCAAUGGAGAGCUGUGCCACACUAUUUAACCUGAUUGGCUGGAACGACACCUCUUCUGGAAUUCUCCUCUUCAUCUGCUCAAUCAUUUGUCUGUCCCUCUGCCUCUACCUAAUGGUCAAGCUGCUUCACUCACUUCUUGGUGGACAAAUUGCCAAGGCUGCAAGGAAGACCAUCAAUGCUGACUUCCCCAGGCCCUUCCACUGGCUGACCGGUUAUGUUGCCAUCAUCGUUGGAGCUGGGAUGACCAUACUUGUGCAGAGUAGUUCUGUGUUUACCAGUGCAUUGACUCCCCUUGUUGGCAUUGGCUGUUUGAAGAUUGAAAGAAUGUUCCCCUUGACUUUGGGCUCUAAUAUUGGUACUACAUUCACAGGAAUCCUGGCUGCUUUGGCUUCAUCCCCUGAAUCUCUUCAGACUGCUCUCCAGCUAGCUUUUUGUCAUCUGUUCUUCAACAUCACCGGCAUCUUGCUGUUUUACCCAAUCCCCAAGAUGCGCAAGAUCGUCCUGAACACUGCAAAAUAUCUUGGCCGCACCACUGCUCAGUACAGAUGGUUUGCCAUUGCAUAUUUAGUUUGCAUGUUCCUUGUUUUCCCUGGCUUUUUCUUUGCCAUAUCAUUUGCUGGUAAAAUAGUUUUCAUUGUGUCAGUUGUCCUGAUAGGUGCCAUCGUUCUCUUCAUUGUGGUACUGAAUGUGAUGCAGAGGAAUGUCCGCCUGAGGAAAAUCCUGCCAAGGCCACUUCUCACUUGGGAGUUUCUUCCAGAGUUCAUGCGAUCUCUAGCACCAGUUGACCGCUGCAUCCAGAAGCUCUUUGUCCCCUUGUCCAAAUACUGCUGCUCAUGCUGUACAAAGAAAUGCAGCUGUCUACAGCCAAUGGAUGUGGACAUGGGUAGUAUCGACAGUGACAGCGAUUCAGAAUCUUCAGUCAAUGUUUCAUACCUCUCAUCUGCCGUGUCUUCAAAGAUCUUCCUAGCCUCUCAGUCUGGCACUGACCUGAAGCACACUGAAUCCUCUCGCAGAAUAUACCGCCCUAAGGAAUCAUCCUCAAGGAGAAACAGCUUGAUAAAGAAAUCACCUUUACUCAAAGUAAGGGAAUCUCUGAAAGAGCCCGAGAGUUGUAAUCAAAAGCCUCUAUUAAAUGAAGGUGAGGCUGAAGACAGGACUGCUAGGUUUUACAUUUCAAAAUCAGAUAUUCGUCUUCAUAAGCCAGAAUUGGAAGAGGCAGGAACACUGUCAUCAAUACAGGUUAAUAAUUUAAAUGAAAGUAUUAUUUGAUAAAUUAUACAUAUCAUUUUUACAUGACUAACUGCAAACUGUUGGCGGUGAAACCUGACAGUUAAUCUGUAAACUGGCUUGCCAUAUGUGCUGAUCUCUUUGUACCCCUGCAGUAGACGCGGGAGGCUUCCACCUGUAGAGAUCUAGUAGGAUGUUGGCGUGAUAUCUGGAAACAAACUUUUACCCAUUUUUGCUUAGAUCUCCAAUAGCUACUAUGUCAGCUGGGCAUUAAGCUCUAACCAAGCUCCUCCUAACUAGUGACUUAACAUUGCAGUAUUAUUUCAUGCCAUUCCAGUUUUUUCAGCUUCAUUCCCUCAUGACGUUUCUUUAAACUAAAGAAAUAGGAUGUGUAAAUUUGGAAUAUGUGAUGCAAGAUGUAUGAUGAAUGUAAUGAAAGGGUGAAUGAAUUCAUACUUAGUUUCAUUUUGUAAAUAUGUACAUUUCUAAUCAUUGCCAAGCGCUAUUAUUGCACCCUCAUAUUUAAUUCAAGUAGCCCAAGGGUCUUUGUAUGAUAGUCUGUUGAAGUUAUUACAUUUUAUAUAGAUCUAUGUAGUUUUAACAUUUUACCAGGAUAGUUGUUAAAUAACAGAUUAUUUUGUAUUGUUUAAAUUUUAAUGACUAUUUUUAUAGAAAGACCUAUCCAUUGGAAUACAUGUAUUUAAGAAUGAUAGAUUCAUAGUAAACCUCACAAUAGUAGAGAUGCUACUUAUAGGCAAUGAAAUUGUGAUCUAUUUUUGUAUUAUUUAUUUUUUUGCUACCGGUAUAUGACAAUUUGACCAAUAUUGUUUGCAUGUUGAGAAGAAAAAGAAACACAUGACAGUAUCUUAGUUUUUAAUUUUUAAAUUACUUUUUGGGUUAUACAUGUUAUGGUAUUUUUAUCUUAAAUAUUUUGCCAAACUAUGUACAACGGCUUUUUGGUAAAAAACACAAAAACUUCAUUGGUAUAUUAAAAAU
Physella acuta is the source of this 3434-nucleotide messenger RNA. Its product is annotated as sodium-dependent phosphate transport protein 2A. Gene Ontology annotation, biological process: sodium-dependent phosphate transport. Gene Ontology annotation, molecular function: sodium:phosphate symporter activity. The record is from RefSeq and is a predicted model, not a curated record. NCBI's taxonomy places the organism in Eukaryota, Metazoa, Mollusca, Gastropoda, Physidae. Gene Ontology annotation, cellular component: membrane.